AUGAAGCUCGCAAGUUCCUACUGUAAACAUGGCAUCGUGACGCUCUUUCUAUUUAUGUUCGUGAUGUACGCCGUCCAGCGUCUAACAAUUCAAGGAGCAAAAACAACGACAACGCGUCAGACUAAAAGUAUUUUAAUUUGGAACAGUCCCGAACGCAUCGAAACGGCCGCGUUCGGCGUCGGGCGUUCGCCUUUUAUCGAACACGGUUGCGAAAUCAACGAAUGCGUCAUCUUCGAUAACCAGUCAGCCCUUCCUUUGGAUAAUUACGACGCCAUCAUCGUGCACGUUCACGAAUUAUGGUUAACAACGUUACCCGAUUUCAAAAGGCAAAGUCAUCAACGUUUCAUUUUUCUGACGCAAGAGACGCCCCUAAUCUCGCAAACGCUCGACGUAUCCUCAUUGGCAAACGUAUUCAACUGGACCAUGACCUAUAGACUCGAUUCAGACAUUGUGUUGCUUUACGGACGCAUCCGUCCGCGCCGGACGGCCCCUAAAAAUGCGGAAGACAUUCAAAUAUUGAUGGGGAAAAUGCGUGCGAUGUCGACCAGGAACUACGCGGCCAAUAAGACGAGUCCGGUCGUUUGGAUGGCGUCUCAUUGCGACACUCCGAGUCGGAGGGAGGUGUACAUCCGCCAAUUGAGCGCAUUUAUUCCGGUCGAUGUUUACGGCGGAUGCGGUCCGUUGACGUGUGAGCGCAACGACACGCAUUGGCUUUCACAUCCGAAAUGCUACGACGUGCUGGAAGCGAAAUACAAAUUUUAUUUGUCGUUUGAAAAUUCCAUUUGCGCGGAUUACGUGACUGAGAAAUUCUUUGAAAUCAUGCGCAAAGAGAUGGUGCCCGUCGUUUACGGCGGGGCCAAUUACAGUCGAAUUGCGCCUCCGCAUUCGUACAUCAACGCGCUUGAUUAUACGCCGGAGAAGCUGGCCGAGUACUUGAAAAUGUUGGACGCUAACGAUACGCUGUACAAUGAAUUUUUCUGGUGGAAAGUCCAUUACCGAGUGGAGGCUGGAGCGCAUCAAAUGGCACGACACGGGUUCUGCGAUUUGUGUCGAAAACUCCAUGAGAACGAGGAUGUAACACAAUCCUAUUCCAAAUUAGUACCGGAAUGGGAUUCGAACACUCAAUGCAAAUCUGAUUGA
This is a messenger RNA of Daphnia carinata, 1140 nucleotides long. Its product is annotated as alpha-(1,3)-fucosyltransferase C-like. Gene Ontology annotation, molecular function: alpha-(1->3)-fucosyltransferase activity. The coding region runs from base 1 to 1140 and encodes 379 amino acids. The transcript has a single exon. Gene Ontology annotation, cellular component: membrane. The record is from RefSeq and is a predicted model, not a curated record. Lineage: Eukaryota; Metazoa; Arthropoda; Branchiopoda; Diplostraca; Daphniidae.